AAAACAUUCUAUCAACACAUUCACAUUGAAAUAUUUGCACAGCUUGUUCCCCUUGUGAGAGCGCUUACGCUUAUUUGUGUAUUAUCAUAAUUCAUGACUGAAAAUGAUGACGGUCGUAGUUAAGUCUUUAGUCUCUUGUACCAAUUGCCAGCAUGAAGGCUGGUUCGCAUUCCAAUCGAAAAUGUGGUAUCCUAAUUAUCAUUGCAGCAGUUGCAGCAAUAAAUCUUCUUGAUUCGCACAAAUGUCACGCUGUACCCAUUGUUGGCGGUCGCAUUGUUGCCAGCGAGGGCAGCAGCAUCUCCAAGUAUCCGUAUAUGGUGUCGCUGCAAGAUGCGCACUACGCAUAUGGCAACAAUAGAAAUGCGAGUCUAAAAUGGAUUUAUCAGCACUUUUGUGGUGGAAGUUUAAUAAGUGAACGCUGGAUACUAAGUGCUGCUCACUGCGUAUGGAGAAAAAACAUUCAUCAGAUUGUGGCCUUUAUUGGAUAUGAGAACAUUGAAAAUGUGCAUGAUCUUGAACCGUAUGGCGUGGAAAGAACUGAGUAUAUUUACUUUCAACCUUCCAACUACCGCAACGAUAUUGCUUUACUCCAAUUGGAUCGUGAAUUCAAAAGCCAACUCAGCAGCAAUUUACAAUACGCUCAGCUGCCGCCACAGGGCAUGAAACCGCACAGCAAUGAAUCGUGUCGCAUUAUUGGCUAUGGCGCCACACGGCAUGCAGGACCAUCGCAAAAGCAGCUCUUUGAGGCCGAGGUGCGUGUCAUUGGCCAUCAGCAGUGUCGCGACAUUAUUGGCCACAUUUGGGCGCCCAAGAAUGGCGGCAAUACGGUUUGUGCGCUGGGCAACAAUCAGGAUUCGUGCCAAGGCGAUUCGGGUGGACCGUUGAUAUGUCGGUAUGGUGAUGGCGGAGGUGAAUAUAUCUAUGGUCUGGUAUCGCAUGGUCUGACCUGUGGCAUCAAGGGAAUGCCCAGCAUCUAUACGGUGACGCGACCCUAUUACGAUUGGGUUCAGCUGUUGGUGCAAAAGACCUGGACAUGAUGAUGAUAAUGUAUGUAUAAAUGUAUGUAUAAUUUAUUUAUUAUACGUUAUCUCAAACAAAAAACAUUACACGAAUAUAAUAAUGUAUAUGCUACGACAAUGCAAGGAUUAUUAAAAAAUAAUAACAACAAGACAGAUACAGAUACAAAUAUGAAGAAACUUAGGUCUAGAGUACUGGUAGAUAAAUUACAAAUUACGCGGGGUCGUUGACGCUUCAAUUAAACUAACUUACAACUUAAGUGGAACCAUUUGUGUGUCGCGGUUCGCGGUUCGAUCUUACUGCUUUUCAGCCUUCACUUCGGUCGAUGAGGAGGCGGAAUCCUCCACCUUGUCCGACAAUUUCCCAGUGCCCGUCUCGGGCAAUGUAAGUGUUAGCAGACCUGCUACUAAAACGCAGCAGCCACAAAUCGUUGUUGGAAUGUACCAGCCCAAGGCACCGAGCACAUCGACGACAUAUGGCGCCGAUAUCGAACCGACAUGCGCCCACGUCGAACAAGUUCCCAAUGCCGAGUUGCGUAUCUCUGUGGGAUACAGUUCGGCGGUGUAGAGUGUGACCACCGAGUAAGUGGCACUGAUGCCAAAACGACCCAGCAGCGCAAAUAUCACAAUCCACGUGGUGUUGCCAGCGGGCACAGCGAGCACCAGGAGCAACGAGACUCCAGUCCACAUGAAGAGAAACAUCGUGGUGAUGCGACGUCCAGUGAAGCGCAGCAUAAACACGGGCACCAGAUACGAAGGAAUAUCCACCAAGCCGGUGGCUAUAAUAAACAGAUAGCGACUCACUUUCAUGUUGUCCGCAUUCAGAGCUAUAAAGAGGAAAGAAAUUAGUAAAGAGGAAGUCUUAUUUUAGACUGAUUUAAGCCUCACCUGUCACAUAGUAACUCAGCGAAGUAACGCAGAACAUAAAGUACGAUGUGAAGAUCAAUUUGCGCACUUUCGGGUUCGAGAAGAGCUCAAUGAUGGACUUGAGUGGACCGUUCUUUAGCUUCUGACCAAGUGAAUCAUUUGAAGUGGGUUCCAGCUACAAGAAAAAAAAAAAGUAUUUCCCAUUUAGUCCCAUACUUUCCACUUAGCAACAAAUGCAUCUUUCAAAAUUUUUUUUUUUUUGUCACUUUGUCACUCACUGUUUUCUUAUCGCUAACAAUUUCGGUGGCUGGGGCGAUUGCUGGCUGAACCUCAUAGUGACUGGGCUGCUUGAAGAGAAUCCGAUAGACGCGAUCGUAGCGCUUCUUGGUGAUCAACCAUCUUGGUGAUUCAUUCAUUAAGCUAAAGGCAGUAAAUAAGGCAGGAUUAGAGAAGGCUUUAUUAAGUUUGUUUGAAUUAAACUCACUAGCAGUUGAGUAUGAGCAGCAUCGAGGGUAUCGUGAGUGCCAGCUGCAGAUAGCGCCACGGUUGUAUCAGAUACCCUGUAAUCGCCAGCAUGAUCAUGCCCACAGGAUACGAGGCGGAGAAGGCAAUGGACAUCCACGAACGAUGCUUCAAACAAAUGUUUUCCACAACUGCAAA
Messenger RNA from Drosophila sulfurigaster albostrigata, 2543 nucleotides. RefSeq names its product elastase-1. Gene Ontology annotation, biological process: proteolysis. The record is from RefSeq and is a predicted model, not a curated record. The transcript is spliced from 5 exons. Gene Ontology annotation, molecular function: serine-type endopeptidase activity. The coding region runs from base 153 to 1037 and encodes 294 amino acids. Lineage: Eukaryota; Metazoa; Arthropoda; Insecta; Diptera; Drosophilidae.